AUGAGCUCGUCCUGGGUGUUUUUGGCUGCAAAUGUAGCUUUAUUCCUUGUGCAUGUUCACAGCGAGUCUGCAGUCUACAAACUGCACACGGACUCCAAAUGUUCUUCGUCGCCGACUAUCAUCGGCUUCCAGGAGUCGCCACCUCCGUCUUGCUCUGCUAUCACCUCGUGUUCCAGUGUCAAUAUCAACGGCGAGGCCUUGUACUGGGAUCGAGAUUGUGCCUCGGAUGACUACGAUGCUCUAUCUGCUGCUGCCUAUGGAGACAAGCCGUAUGUGUUGAUGGAGAUCUACGAAUCGGGACAAGAAUGCAAGAAAUUGCUAUCCGGUGCAGCAUUCCAGGCGGAUGGAAGCUGUUUAGUCACUGACAAUGGGGUUUCCAGUAUGAAAGUUUCACUCUAUGCGGAUGGAUCGGCAACGUUCCUCACGUAUCGAGGCACUAGCUGCAGCGGCACGGCUGUAAAAAGCACGAAAGUCACGAAAGCGUCGAUCACGAGUCACUCGUGUGAGAAUGGAGCACUCAAAUUCUAUUCCAGCAACGCCACUAAAGCCACAACAACAACAGCACCAACAACUGACGGCUCUGAUAAAUCCAUCUCGACUACGACGUCACAGGCACCAUCAGAGACAUCGAUUCACCUGGUCGCAGCGAUGAUAGCAACUUUGGCGGUGUCUAUCACGUUGUGUUGAUUCACAGAGUAAAAAAAAUUGAAUACAGAUAUUUCAC
Messenger RNA from Phytophthora nicotianae INRA-310, 724 nucleotides. RefSeq lists its product as hypothetical. The transcript has a single exon. Bases 1 to 687 code for a protein of 228 amino acids. NCBI's taxonomy places the organism in Eukaryota, Oomycota, Peronosporomycetes, Peronosporales, Peronosporaceae. The record is from RefSeq and is a predicted model, not a curated record.